GCUCUGCGCAGCCUCGCAAUGGACGUGCGGAGCGCGCAGUAUCUGCCUGCCGCCUUCCUGCUCCUGCUCCUGGGCUGCGUCUGGAGCCAGGCGCUGGGCAACGCCCCCGACAGGAUCGCUGUGAUUGGCGCUGGUAUUGGUGGCACCAGCGCAGCUUAUUAUUUACGCCAGAAGUUUGGCAGAGAUGUACAGAUCGACCUGUUUGAGAGAGAAGCGGUCGGGGGCCGUUUGGCUACUAUCCGUGUGGAAGGCAAAGAGUACGAAGCGGGGGGAUCCGUCAUCCACCCCCUUAACCUGCACAUGAAAGCCUUUGUCAAGGAACUGGGACUCUCUCCUACACAAGGCCAGAACCACCUGGCAGGCAUUUAUAGUGGAGACAGAUUUGUAUUUGAGGAGAGUGGCUGGUACAUCAUCACUGUUCUUAAGCUGCUUUGGCAGUACUGGUUGAACCCUCUGCGAAUAUACAUGUGGGUGGAAGAUAUCAUGGACAAGUUCAUGAGGAUCUACCGCUACCAGGAUAAUGACUAUGCCUUCACCAGCACAGAGAAGCUAGUCAGUGCCCUGGGAGGGGAUUACUUCCUGCAGCUCCUGAAUGAGACUAUUGGCAGGGCUUUGCAGAAGACUGGCUUCUCCCAGACAUUUAUCAAUGAGGUGGUAACUCCAGUCAUGAGAGUCAAUUAUGGGCAAACUGUGAACAUCAAUGGUUUUGUCGGCGCAGUGUCUCUGGCAGGCGCAGACUCUGGCCUCUGGUCAGUCACAGGAGGCAACAAACGUGUCUGUGAUGGUCUUCUUUCUGCUUCCAAAGCACAGCUUAUCCCUAGCACUGUUACCUCAGUAGAGAUGAUAACACAGCCCAGGGCAUCAGGAGGAAAAACUCAGCAGUAUGAAAUCUGCUACAAUUCCACAUCUGGGGUAGCCAUCGCCCAUUAUGAUAUAGUUGUCAUUGCCACACCACUGAAUCAUAAGAUGUCCAAUAUUACGUUUUGGAACUUCAACCCACCCAUUCCAGAGUUCUCCAGGCCUUACCAUCAGACCAUAGCAACUUUCAUUCAUGGGCAGAUAAACACAUCUUUCUUUGGAUACCAGGACUCCUCCAGCUUCCACAUAGAUGGCAUUUUCACAACAGACAAUCCCAAGCUGUUCAUCAACAGCAUGGGGGUGGUAUCUCCUGUCCAAAAUGAACAGGACAAGUUGGAGCAAUCUCUGGGAUCGGCCGUCUGGAAAGUGUUCUCUAAAGAACCUCUCACCGAGGAGCAGAUCAACUUGCUCUUCUCAUCCUAUGAUUCAGUGAAAGCAAAGCAGUGGCUGGCCUACCCGCACUACAGUUCCCCCAAGAAAUGCCCACCUUUCAUCCUCCAUGAUCAAAUGUACUACCUCAGUGGAAUAGAAUGUGCUGCCAGCGCAAUGGAGAUGAGUGCCAUAGCAGCCAAAAACGUGGCACUUCUCGCUCAUCACCGCUGGUACGGGAACACGGACAAGAUUGACCAAGAAGGCCUACAUGAGAAACUGAAAACCGAGCUUUGAGUUCCUCCCAGCUGCAACCCGAAACCAAGGCAUCUAAGAUGUGCUGUCAUGUCCAUAGAAAGUUUAUGGCUAUUUUGAGCAAGUGGUGCACUGUUAAAGAUUUUCUUGGCCGAUGCAGAUGGCCACUUAUUAACCAGCCACAUUGAAUCUGUAUUGGCCAAUUGCCGAUUUACGGAAAAGCAACCUGGCAGCGUGGAGAACAGAGUCCUGCCGCUAAGUCUGUGGGGGGUGGUGGGGAGGAACAUGGGGGAAGGAAUGUGCAUGAAGGAGGCAGAUUGAGGCCCCCACAGUCGGGGAGGGAGUGAGGCAGGGACAGGGGUGCUGCCCAGCCAGGGCAGUGAAUGCAACCCUGGGAGUGGGACAGCCACAGGCGGCUCAUCCACAGAGGGCGGGGAGUUGGGCAGCUCCCCUUUCACUCAGCGCACCGCUGGGGGAGUCAUGGGGGCAUGUGCCCCUCCAGAUUUGUGCACAGGGCAAAGGCGGGUUGCCCACUGUGGGGUUGGGAAAGGGGCUGUGCCAGCCUCUUUCUGGCUCAGGGGCUGCACUCAGGGUGGGGGCAAGCACAAAGUGCUGAGUGGGGUGGCUAUGGGGAAUUUUGGGGUGACUGUAGUCUACCCCUAGAUACCCCUCCCAGCACUGCUACUACCCACCCUGAGCUAAGACCCCCUGCUGGGAAGUGGCUGACAUAGCCUCUGGCCCCAAGCCCAGUGGGCAGCCUGCCCUCAGCCCAUGCACUAAUCUGGAAGGGGCACAUGUCUCCCCUGGGGUGGGGUGCACACAGUGGCAGGGAGCUGCUCCCCCUCACCCCCGAAAAGCCACCCACAGCUCUGUCCCGCUCCCAGGGUUGUAUUCACUGCCCUGGCUGGGCAGCGCCUGUCUGUGCCCUUGCCCCACUCCCUCUCUCACUGUGAUGGGCCUUAGUCUGCCCCCCCCCCUUAGUCCUGGCCCCAUGCAUGCUACAAUAUUUUUCAGUGAAAACUAAGGCACCUAGGCUAUGGCAUUUAUCAGUGACAUUAUUGGCGACACUGGCCGAAUCAAUGCUAUAUGUCACUGAUAUAUCAAUGCAUUUCUACUUUUAACCACUUUAAGUGACUAUAUAAGAUUUUUUUUCCUUCUCUAACUUGAUAUAGUAAUCAGAUCAAUUACUUGGAACAAGUAACUUCCAUGUAACAACUAGCACUGAAACUGAGGGGAUGGCAGAAAGGAAGAAUCAGAUGGUGAAUGAGGCUUAAAUGAAGAUGAAACCAACCUCUCCAUUCUGUCUUCACCAGCAAUUCAAGCAAGUACUAAACUUUUGUCCCAAUUUCAGACAAGCAUUGAGCAAGUGUUUUGAGUCCAGUCUUUAUGUAAAAUGCUUCCUAAUUAGGAUAGUGUCUUGAGUGAGGACCUGCUUGUGUAGAAUCAGUCCAGACACUUAAAUACACAACUAAAUUUACCUACAUAAUUAGUUCUAUUUACUUCCACAGAAGUAUUGUCACAGGUAAAGUUCAGCACGUUAAGUAUUUUCAGGGUAAGGCCUUAGUGUCUCUUUCUGGGUGACUGUUUUACACAGCAACAAGGAAAACGUUUUAAUUUUUGAAGUGAGGCAGGUGGAGGUAGUUAGACUUAACAAAUAGGGCUGUGCGAAACAGCACCGUUCCAAUUCGACUUCAUUUCAAUGAUUCUGUGGAACAGCGUUUUGUUUCGAGUUUCGUUUGUCAAAACAGCAAAACAGUUUCGAUCAUAGGCACCCCACCCUGCUACGAUAACCUAGGGGUGGCUGUGUUACCCCCAGGUCCUCAACCAUGCCAGUCUUGCCCUAUAAGCAACCUCAUUCUCUCCCGCCACGUCUUGUUGGUAUGAUUAACUAAGCUGCCCUUGAGCUUAGUUUUGGACACGGUCAGACUAGCUCCUAUUAACCUUGUUGUUUCUAAACCCUUGAUGUCCUGCUUCACUCUGGAUGGUUCCCAAGUCUCUCAGCCUUAUGGGCCAUAUGCAUGGCUCCAACCACCCCUUUACCAUGCCCCAAGCCUCACAGAUGAUACUGGCAUUGUCUUGCCUAGGCCUCAUAUUAAUUCGGCCCCUUGUCCUCACCGGGCUUUCUGCAGCCCUAUCUCUGCACCCUCUCUGGUGCCAGGGUCUGUUCCCCCCCCCCAGUGCUGCGCCCUCUCUGCUGCCAGGGUCCCCAUGCUGCAGUGGGCCCCAAUGAGGCCUCCUCCCCCAAAUAACUUCACCCAAACCACCAGUGUUAUCAGACAGCACACCAACCACAGCCAACUACCAUGAGUCCCUGGGCUGUAACGUAACACUGAACUCACAUCAUGCUCUGCCCCUUUAAAAAAGUAAAACUCCCUCUCUGAGGUUUGGUGCCUAGUAGGCAAGGAUACCUUAUGGGCUCCUGGUGUCCCUUGUUUUAAGGGUAGCAUAUCUGCCAGCUACCACAUUUCUGGGCCCUUCCAUCCUGGAGGCUCCUUCCCCUUUGUCUGCUGGUCCCAGCCCUGGGGUUUAUAUGGGCCUAGGGCCCUGCCUCCUCCUACCAGCUGACCAGGUGCAGAUGCAGCCAAUACCCUCAUUACCCGGUUGUCAUGGCAAUCUGCACCUGGGUUAUCUCUGCUCUAAGAGAAGCAGGCACCUUAGUGCCCUGCAGCAGUUAUUACGGGGAAACAUAAAAUGCAGCAGACAGAUCUGGGGAUCACCCGCACCCCCAGGAGGGCUGCAGAGGCUGUGCUGGAGCCCUCCCAGGGCUGUGGGCCCCCAAUCCGCUUACCAGAUGACAGACCAGCACUGGGCGCAGUUCGCUCCCAGCAUUAGGAAAAAUCGAUGUUGCCGCUGGCCCCAAGGUGGUAGCACGCGGCUCCUGUCAUCCCGCACGCAGAUUAGGGGAACACCCCCCCCCAGAAGGACUCCAGCACAGCCCCCACAACCCUCCCAGGGGUGAUGACAGGAGCCAGGUGCUGCCACCUGGGACAGGCAGCAGCAGUGAUCUUCCCAGCGCCGAUCCCAGGCAGCAGCACCCAGCUCCUCUCAUCCAGCAGGCAAAUUCAGGGGCUCUCCUGCACCCCCAGGAGGGCUGCGGGGGCUGUGCUGGAGCCCUCCCAGGACUGCAGGCCCCCGAUCUGCCUGCCAGGUGACAGACCGGCGCUGGGUGCAACCCGCACCCAGCACCAGAAAGAUCGUUACUGUCAUUGGCCCCAGGCAGCAGCACGCAACUCCUGUCAUCCUGUGCACAGAUCAGGAGCACAACCCCUGCGGCCAUCCCGGGGGUGCCAGCAGGCCCCCAAACUGCCUGCCAGCUGACAGGAGCCACGUGCUAUUGCCUGGGGCCAGUGGCAGCCAAGGCCGUCCCUGGCGCAGUGGAGGUGGUGACCGCCCUGGGCCCUACGCUUUGGGAGGCCCCGCAGAGCCGGGCAGAGUGGCUGUGGCGACUGCACCGCUGCCACCACCAGCUUUGCAUCUGGCCGCUCACUACCCCCUUCCGCCACGCAGAUCGGGGGCCUGCCAGCAUGCCCGGGAGGGCUGUGGGGGAUGUGCCGGUGUCCUCCCAGGGCUACGUGUCCCCAGUCAGCACGCAGGAUGACAGGAGCUGCAUACUGCUGCCUGGGGCCAGCGGCAGCAGCAAUUUUCCCGGCACUGCGUGCACGUUACACCCAGCACCAGUCUGUCAUCUAGCUGGUGAUUGGGGGCCCACAGCCCUGGGAGGACUCUGGCACAGCCCCCGCAGCCCUUCUGGGGUUGUGAGUGAGCCCCCGAUCUGCCUGCCAGAUGAGAGGAGUGGGUGCUGCCACCUGGGAUCAGCGGCAGCACCAGUCUUCCCGGCACUGGUCCCUGGCAACAGCAUCUGGCAGGCAGAUUGGGGGCCCGCACUCCGGGGAGGACUCCAGCACAGACCCCGCAGCCCUCAUAGGGGUACAGGUGAGCCCCCACUCUACCUGCCAGAUGACAGGAAGCGGGUGCUGUCGGCUGGGACUGGCGCAGAAGCCAGCAAGCCUGGCUUCGAAAUUUAAAACGUUUAAAAAGUUUCAAAACGUUUUGAGUUUCCUUGUUUCAAAGCUGUUUCAAAAGCUAUUGUUUCAUUUCGAUUUCACAGUUUUGAGCUUGAAACGCUUCAAAACAGCUUCGAAACAAAAUGCCAGGCAAAAUUCCGCACCGCCCUAUUAACAAAGAAUAUAUAGGUUUGAAUAAUGAAUAACUGAUUCAGGUGAGUCACUGAAAAAAUAAUGAGCUAAACUAUUGUUGCUACUUAGACCAAAACUGACAUCCAGGGUAGAAGACUAACACUGGUUUCCACAGGUAAAAUGAUGUGGCCUCCAUCAAAGAGCAGCUAGAAAUAUUCUUUUACUACGAGGGCUACUUAGUACUGGGCACAUCUACACGUCACCGUACGGCUUUAGUACUUCCUUUUGGGAAUACAAAAAGGUGGCACAGUAACUGCCCAUACUGCACUGUACAGGCAGCACACGCUUCCAUUUUCUUGCUAUGUCGCAAUAGCAGCACACUAAAAAUGGGGAGUGUGUUGUUAUAGCAACAUAGCUAGAGAUCAUGUGUAGACCCGCGUAAUUGCUAUGUUGCUGUAUUCUGCCAUACGGCAGACUAGUGCAUUGCUACGUUGCUGUAGGUCGACAGGCAGACGAGCCCAGUUACUUGUUGGUAUUUAAUUGUGAACAGCUUUAGAGACUUCAUUUACUGAACACUGUAAAAUAAGUAACUGCAUUCUGAUUUGCUUCCCAACAAGUUUCUCAGGGUUUGUGUCAAGUAUGGUUUUAGUGGUCUGGUUGUUUAAAAAACAAUCCCCACCAAAUCCAGUUAUUUUAGUCAUAAUAAGCUGAACUCUCUAUACACAACUAAUCAAAAGUCACUGUGAAUUUGUAUUACUGAAUUUACUUGCAACUGUAAAUACCAGUAUAAUAGUAAUUAAAGGUACGUAAAAAGGUC
Messenger RNA from Alligator mississippiensis (American alligator), 6435 nucleotides. It is a transcript of the gene PCYOX1, whose product is annotated as prenylcysteine oxidase 1. Gene Ontology annotation, biological process: prenylcysteine catabolic process; prenylated protein catabolic process. The record is from RefSeq and is a predicted model, not a curated record. The coding region runs from base 19 to 1524 and encodes 501 amino acids. Gene Ontology annotation, molecular function: prenylcysteine oxidase activity. NCBI's taxonomy places the organism in Eukaryota, Metazoa, Chordata, Crocodylia, Alligatoridae. The transcript is spliced from 6 exons.